AAUUUUCGAAGACCUUCUGACAUUUGUCAAAUAAUUUCAAGCGAAUUCUUUUCCUCUCUGUCAGUGUGUAGAUUUUUUCCGUGGAAGUACCCCCGCAGCCUAAGAACUCUCUUCGAAAAUGCGUUUGACUUCGUUUUUGAAUGGCCAACAUUUUGGCAAUUUGUACAAAAUCAACGGUUUGGUGACAUACAAGAUCUCACCUUUCGAGCAGAAGGCAUUCGCCGGAGCCAUCAGCAAGGGUGUCCCUAACAUGGUUCGCAGGUUCAGGUCCAAUGUCUUCAUUGUAUCACCACCUUUCAUUGUUGCAUACCUUGUCUACAACUUGGCCGAGAAGGAACACGCCCGUUUGCAGCGCAAGGACCCAGCUGAAUUUGCCAAUGACGAAUAGAGCGAUUGUGUUGGCUGCGUAGAUUUUAAUUGGCGUAUUAAUUCCUUUUGUUAUGUAAAUAAGAUAAUUGCUGUGCGAUUGUGAGGAUCUAAAGCCAAAUGGUCGUAUAUCAAUAAAGAAAAAACACUUGGAACAUAACUU
This is a messenger RNA of Eupeodes corollae, 529 nucleotides long. RefSeq names its product cytochrome b-c1 complex subunit 8 (gene UQCR-Q). The coding region runs from base 119 to 388 and encodes 89 amino acids. NCBI's taxonomy places the organism in Eukaryota, Metazoa, Arthropoda, Insecta, Diptera, Syrphidae. The record is from RefSeq and is a predicted model, not a curated record. The transcript is spliced from 3 exons. Gene Ontology annotation, biological process: mitochondrial electron transport, ubiquinol to cytochrome c.